CGUUGUUUAUUUCAUGUGCUGCAAAUUUAACUAUCAAUCGGAGAAUUUUUCUUAACACUUAAACUAAGUUUCGUAAUCUUUUAAAUUUAAGAGUGUUCAAAUCAAAAUACAUAAGGCUUUGCCAUUAAAAAAAAAAAUUUCAAAAAGCUUUCAUACUUGUUUGAAACUAGGUUUCAUUCGGAUAUUAAAAAUUUUCAUGUGGAUUUUGAAUCGGGUCUUUCCAAGUCAAAAUGAGUUUAGCUUUGAUAUAUAGAAAUCUCCAAAUAUCCAAAAACUAAUGUAUUUGAGACCGAUUUGGACAUUUGUAAUAAAAGUAACAAUUUUAACCGAUUCAGUUCGGGUAUUUUAAGUUUAAACUAAAAAUAAUCUAAAAAUAAUCAAAUAACCAAAGUAAUCAUAUUACUCUAUUUGAUUCUUGCUCCGUUCUAAUAUAUAAAAACCUAAAAAAUAUUUAAAAACUUUUACAAUUAAUUAUAUUACGACACAUAUAAAAUAUAAGUAUAUGAUAUUUUUUUUAAUCAAUUUAUACAAAAGGAAAAAAAUAGCACCCGCAUAGGCAUAGGCAUGCUGUUCAAUCUCUGUAUUAAAAAUUGUAAUCAUGGUGAAGCCCAAAAUGGCCAACUAAUUAUCCAUCAGGAUCCAACAAAAAAAAAAGUAAAUUUUUCUUGGGUUAAAAACCGUACCGUACGGUACCGGUACGAUAACAAAAACUGGUUUACACCUCUCUCUCUCUAUCUCUAUCUCUAUCGAACAGUGUCUUCUUCUCCACUAGCUAACGUUGCUUUCGUCCCUACUCAAAUUAGCUACGGAGUUUUUUUUUUAUCUCUCAGACAAGACAGAGACAGAGACAGAGACAGAGAGAGAGAAACAGAGUCUCUCUUAAAAACAACAAUACCUUCUUGGGGAAAGCUCUGUAAGAAAGAAAGACUGAACUUCUCAGACUCUUUGGCCGCCGUUGACGCACCUUCCUCGCCGGCGAUAUAUGCUCGCUUACUGACAAAUUUCAAACCUUUAUCUACUCAACCCUCUCUCUCCUUCUUCUGAGAUUGAGGCGGUGAGCUUCCGUUUAUGGAUCUGACCGGAGAAUUUGGAGCUAGAUCCGACAGAGGUGAACGGUGCCGGGAAGUUACAGGGCUUGAAUCGCUUCAUCUCGGAGAUGAAUUUCGACAAUUAGCGCUACCUCCGGAGAACACCGGCGGGUUCACGGCGUUGCUUGAGCUUCCGCCUACACAAGCCGUAAACCUUCUCCGUUUCACUGAUUCGCCGUCUUCUUCUUCUCAAGCGGCGGCCGUCACCGGAAUCGCUCCAACACCGCCGCUUCACUCUUACGGGACAUUGACUUUUCCUUCUAACUCACUCCUCAUGGAGCGAGCAGCUCGUUUCUCCACUGAGCAUCAGCAAAACGGUAACGUUUCCGGUACGAGCUCGGUACCUUCAAACUCCAGCGUCAAAACCGAGCCUGCUGAGACCGAUUCAUCUCAAGCCGUGAACAGUCGAUCUGGCAAGAGGAAAGAUUCCGACAAGAAGGCUAAAAGCUCGACGAAGAAGAAGAAGAACAAAAGCUCUGAAGAGAACGAGAAGCUGCCUUAUGUUCAUGUUAGAGCUCGCCGUGGUCAAGCAACCGAUAGCCAUAGCUUAGCAGAACGAGCAAGAAGAGAGAAGAUUAAUGCACGAAUGAAGUUGUUACAAGAACUUGUCCCAGGCUGUGAUAAGAUUCAAGGUACAGCUUUGGUGCUGGAUGAAAUCAUUAACCAUGUCCAGUCUUUACAACGUCAAGUAGAGAUGCUAUCAAUGAGACUUGCCUCAGUAAACCCCAGAGUCGACUUUAAUCUAGACACUAUAUUGGCUUCAGAAAACGGUUCCUUAAUGGAUGGGAGCUUCAACGGUACAGCAAUGCAGGUUGCUUGGCCGCAUCAAGUGACUGAGACCGAACAGUCCUAUCAUCACCGGCAACUGCAACAACCGCAACAAUGGCCUUUUGAUGGCUUGAACCAGCGGGCUUGGGGAAAAGAAGAGGAUCAAGAUCAUGGCCAAUGACCACAACAGUUUGAUGGUGGGUUCUGCUAAUUUGCACCCAAGUCAGGUUAAAAUGGAGUUGUAAGUUUGGGGAAAAACGAUAAUAGAUUAUGAAUGUGUAUAUAUAUCGUGUAAGCUUUGUAUACAAAUAGAUAUCUGUUAAGAAGGUAUCAAUCAUUUCAUUCAGAGAGACAAAACUGGUGGUAUAUGAUUAUUUCGUACUUUUACCAGAUUUUCCCAGUGUAGUAUUUACUUUUUCAUCUAAUUGCACAUGUGAUUGAAGUC
Messenger RNA from Brassica rapa (field mustard), 2301 nucleotides. RefSeq names its product transcription factor bHLH60. Gene Ontology annotation, molecular function: DNA-binding transcription factor activity; protein dimerization activity. The record is from RefSeq and is a predicted model, not a curated record. NCBI's taxonomy places the organism in Eukaryota, Viridiplantae, Streptophyta, Magnoliopsida, Brassicales, Brassicaceae. Gene Ontology annotation, cellular component: nucleus. Gene Ontology annotation, biological process: regulation of DNA-templated transcription.